UCGAGUUACCUACAGUUCAACAGUUGUAGACUAUUCGUGUUGCAUCGCUCCUGCUCUACACAAACUCCGACAUGGCAGAUGCUGCAGCAGUAGCCGCUCCGGCACCCGUUUCACCGAAGAAGAAGACCAAGGCGCCGGCAGCGAAGAAACCAAAAGCGCCGGCACAACAUCCACCUACGGCCGAGAUGGCAGAUGCUGCAGCAGUAGCCGCCCCGGCACCCGCUUCACCGAAGCAGAAGACCAAGGCGCCGGCAGCGAAGAAACCGAAAGCGCCGGUACAACAUCCACCUACGGCCGAGAUGGUGAAUGCGGCCAUCAAGAAUCUAGCGGAGAGGGGCGGAUCCUCCCUGCAAGCCAUCAAGAAGUACAUCGCUAGUCACUACAAGGUGGACGUGGAGAAGAUGUCUCCCUUCAUCCGUCGCUACUUGAAGUCUAGUGCGGCCAAUGGUAAGCUGAUACAGACAAAAGGCAAGGGUGCCUCUGGUUCGUUCAAGCUCAGCACAGGAGAGAAGAAAGCAACGACCGAAAAGAAACCAACGGCAAAGGCCGUGAAGAAACCGGCAGCGAAGCAAGCAGGGAAAGCUAAGCCCGCAGCUAAGAAGGCGACCAAGUCACCAAAGAAACCAGCAGCAGCCAAGAAGGCCAAAGCUGCGAAAUCACCGAAGAAGGCAUCGCCGGCAAAGAAGGCAGCGCCGGCAAAGAAGGCAGUCAAGGCGAAGAAAGCACCAGCAAAGGCAACUAAGCCAAAGAAAGCGCCAGCGAAGGCAGCCAAAGCCAAGAAGCCCGCAAAGAAGUAAGAGGAAUGUCCAUCAAUAACUUCUAACCAACCGGCCCUUUUCAGGGCCCCCCAUUUCUUCCAAGAAAUGAUUUCUACUCUGCAUUCACCGUUAUUGCUCACAUUCACUGUACUACUGCAACACAAUAUCAGGAGUGAAUAAUAGAGAUUCUAAUAUAGAGAUAAAAUAAUAGAGAUUAUUUACUCCUGACAAUAUAAUACGCUUCAACUAUAGUUUCGAAUGAGGCGUAUAGAAGGCAACAUGCGUGUGCAAAUGCAUUUUAUAGUUGAAUAUUAAAAACAUCUGAUCCGAAACGCAUUUAAACAAAUUAAACAAGCGCAGCAACUUACGUCAGCGACUACAAUAUCUAUUCUACACUUUAUCCACCGUGCUGUUUAGUCGGUGUUACCUACGGAAGCAACACCAGAUUAACAUUGGACGCGUAUAUGGCAGCCAUUCAAAGAGCAACGUGUAAUGUCACAUGCACCCUUCAAUAGUCGUUUGUGAAGCAGCUGUAUUUUCAUAGUUGAAAAUGACAGAAUCAUAAACGCAUUCGCUCAUGAAGGCAUACGCACACAUACACGUAGGCACACAAAUAUAUAAACUGACUCGUGUGGAAUUAAUAUUACAUUGAAACUAAUAUUGAUCAGUAAACCUGCCAUGUACUAUGAAUAAGGCCUAAUUCCCAUUAAAAUAUUUCA
Priapulus caudatus is the source of this 1477-nucleotide messenger RNA. Its product is annotated as histone H1-like. Gene Ontology annotation, cellular component: nucleus; nucleosome. Lineage: Eukaryota; Metazoa; Priapulida; Priapulimorpha; Priapulimorphida; Priapulidae. The record is from RefSeq and is a predicted model, not a curated record. The coding region runs from base 72 to 797 and encodes 241 amino acids. Gene Ontology annotation, molecular function: double-stranded DNA binding; nucleosomal DNA binding; structural constituent of chromatin. The transcript has a single exon. Gene Ontology annotation, biological process: negative regulation of DNA recombination; chromosome condensation; nucleosome assembly.